This is a messenger RNA of Lytechinus pictus (painted urchin), 2680 nucleotides long. RefSeq names its product glycoprotein-N-acetylgalactosamine 3-beta-galactosyltransferase 1-like. Gene Ontology annotation, molecular function: N-acetylgalactosaminide beta-1,3-galactosyltransferase activity. The record is from RefSeq and is a predicted model, not a curated record. The transcript is spliced from 4 exons. The coding region runs from base 476 to 1453 and encodes 325 amino acids. Lineage: Eukaryota; Metazoa; Echinodermata; Echinoidea; Temnopleuroida; Toxopneustidae. Gene Ontology annotation, cellular component: membrane.
GAAUUUCUCUGCGAUUCUACAUUUUUUAGGAUACUACAGAUGGAGAGGGAGUGCUUGGAGUCUUUAAAGUCCUUCCACGUCUUUGUAGGAGUUUAUCCUAUGAUCCUUUGUGACAAUACUAAUCGACACUAUAGUAAUCUAUAACCAAGGAAUGCACCAGUGGAAUGUUCUCUGCAAAUGGUCAGGAGAGCCGCCUCUAUACAUGUCAGUUCUAGAUGAUAUCAUGAAAUCAAGAAAAGGGAAUGCGGUAUUUCUAUUCGGUUGGACAUCACGUUGAGAGACACGUACAUUCGCAAAAACCGUGUUUAACACAGCAUGGGUAACAUGUUGGACCGAAGCCACUGACAUCAAACUGUACAUAAUCCAAUGUACGAAUACCGUACCUGCUACUUGGAACACAGUCAUCUAGUAAAAAAAAGAGGAUUGUUCACUCUAGCUCCUAUAUAUACGUUGAUCAGAAGGUAUUCCUGCAGAGAUGGGUUCAUCACGGUUCAGAUUCAUCACGUUCAUCCUGGUUUUCAUCUCUGGUGCUAUAUCAAUGUGGUGUGCUUUGACCGUCAUAACACAGCACAUGUUGAUUUAUCAAAGACAUCAUCAAUCACGUACCGAAACUGGAAUUUCUAGAGAGAUUUUGGCAGGUGUGACACAACAGGGACGGCUGAAUAAAACCCGCUUGCUUUGCUGGAUCAUGACUUCACCCAUGACGUUAGAAACCAAAGCCUCCACGAUUGCUAGGACAUGGUCAAAGAAAUGUCAUCACACGCUAUACAUGAGUUCUCGAAAUAGUACAAAUUUUCCCGGCACCGUCAUUGGGCUAGAAGUAGCGGAUGGGCGACCUGCCCUCUGGAACAAGACGAGAAAGUCCUUAGAGUACAUUUACAAACACCAUUUCAACGAUGCUGAUUGGUUUCUCAAAGCCGAUGAUGACACCUACGUUGUCGUCGAGAACUUGAUGGCGUUUUUAUCCAACCGAGAUCCAGCUGAACCGGUCUAUUAUGGGUUUGAUUUUAAUACGACAUUGCCAUAUCUCAAAUCCAAAUCGAAGAAGAUAGAUUAUCCCAGCGGUGGAGCUGGGUAUGUGAUCAGCAGAGAGGCACUCAAGCGCUUUGUGGAGGUAGGACUCAAGAAUCGGACAGGGUGUUGUCCAGGUGGUUACAGUGACUGGCCGGAAGACAUGUGCUUGGGAUUGUGUAUGGAAAGCGUUGGGGUUCGUUCAGAAGAUCAUCGCGAUCAGUUUGGACGGUUUCGCUUCCUGCCGAUAGCACUUAAGUAUUUCUUGGAUGAUGGUUCAGCGCCUCUUGAAUGGUUACACGGUCAGUCUACGUACGGCAUCACAAGGGGGAAAUAUUGCUGCUCGGAAUCACUCAUUAGUAUCCACUAUGUCAAACCGGGGGAUAUGCUGGUCUACGACUUCCUUUUGAAUAAUGUUACUAUAGGUGUUCUCGACGAAUAAACAAGUCACGUGGCUUGAUGCGUCCCUUGCGUUUCAAAAGAAAGUCUGACGAACAGAAUAAAAUACAAGAAUUUUAAAAAGGUCAUAUUAUAAUCGCCCCUCACUCAGCCGGAUGCCAAGACCAUUUACGUAUUCUGGAUUUCUGAAAGAUACCCCCUUUAAGGAUGGGUUUGACCCCCCUAUUAGAGGCUUUUGGAUUUGAAGACAUCAAAGUUAAACCAUAUCACACACUCUUAAAAUAGUUGGGCAAAAAAUGCCCAACUUUUAACAAGCCCUGGGCAACAGUCUGUCCACACAACUAUAAUCUGUCCAAAUUGGGUAAUAAAAACUAAUAAUAGGGUAAUAAAUUCGCUCAAUUGGAUAAUAAUUGCCCAUAUUACCAACAAACAUACAUUACCCAACACAGUGGACAGUACAUGUUGCUCAACAUUUUAAGUGUGCAGGCUUUUUGAAAGGACACCAGAAAAAUCAUUAGCGGGAGUUGGACAGAUACCUUGCAAAAUUACCUUCCAAUUCUCAAGAUUCUUCCGGGCAGUUAUGAAAACUACACUUAAUUAAGGAUUAUUUCUUAUUUUUGAGUAUAUAAAUAAAAAUGCAUAUUGGUGUUUAUCCGAAUAAUGUGUACUAACAAGUACAAAACGUACGUUCAUAAAUUUUCAAUAUUGUGGUCGUAAUCAUCCAUGGUUUUUUAUCUGUGCUUUGGGCAAUGAAACCACCAAUAUUUGACAAGUAGUGAUAUUUGAACAACCACUCCCUUGGGAUAAUCUGCAAUAAUUGUUUAUGCUUAGUGUACAUAACUUUAAAAAAAUACAUAUAAGUACUGUGGCUGAUUAUUUAUCUUUCACGUAUUCCUGUUAAAGAUAUAAAUGUAUUAUAGCCUAGCUUCCAUGCAUAAUGUAUCAAUCACUUCUAUCAUAUACUACAUUGGCUUAUCUUAAUCUCUAUAAUUUUUCACAAUAACUUUCACGUACUCUGUUAAUUUCUUUUAUUUGAUUGUGAUCACUAUUAAUAAACGUCAAAUCAAUCUCUACAUCGUAAAAAUCAGUCUUUUCAAUAUGGAUACAUGUAACAAUUAAAACAUAGUUAUAUGAAUGGAAUGGUAUGAUGGACAUCAGGGUCCCAUCUUACAAAGAGUUACAAUUGAUUUGAUCAAUCACAACUAUAUGGAAAUGCAUCAUUGCCAUAAGUUUUCCCACCUGAAAUUUGCAGUGUCCCUUGUAAACAAAG